AAACAUUUGGCAUUGGUCGAUGUGUAGUUGGGUUUCAUCAAUGAAAUUAGCCUGACCUGCCUUAAGCGCGUUCAAUUCAACAAACUAUUAAUUUCCGCGUGUCAUUCUGGGUAGUUGCUAUCUGACAGCGUGCUGCGUUGUGCUGUGACUUUAAACGCCGACUCACGGGGCGAGUGUCCUGUAUGACAUUGCAACGAGAAAGCGUAGGCCUCGGACGGAUGGAUCUCGUCAGGUUUAGUGGACUCGCUCCUAAAGAGGAAACUUUGUGACAUGGUAAAAAUAUUCUAAAUAAUGAUGACCAGGUUUAUCAAGGAACACUCGGUGAUCAGAAAAUAGUCCCGAUUACACACACUUUGUGUUGACAUGUGAAGGCUUUUGAUCGCCUCAAAAGAGGACAGUUUCUGAUUUUUCAAGUUUCUUUAUCGGAAGUUGCUAACGUUUGAGCGACAGCCGGUGAUUGUGUGUUUGGUGGUUUAAGUUUAGCAUGGCCUCACAUUGUGAACAUUUACCUGAAACUUUUGACGACGACAUGCAAUACGCUAUAGCCUAGGCAGUUCUGCCAUAAGUCAUAGAGGCUGAUAUUUCAACACCCAAGGAAGCCGAGAUAGAUUGCCACGGGAUGGCGCUAGAAAGGUCAAGGUCACCUACUUGUGACGUCAUCAUGAGGAAGGAGAACACGUGGAAUGUUUCCGUGGCAACGGAACACCCGGAUAUGACGGAAGAAGCAAACCUAAAAACAACCUACGGACCAGGAAAAAAAGGAGGCAACUUUGCACUUCCGCUUGGCGCAAAGAUUUCGAUACCAGAUGGAGUGUUCAGUAAAAAAGACAGUAUCACAUGCCAGGUGGCGCCACCCUCCGGUAGAUGGCGCCAUGUACCAGUGCUGCCGCCUAGUGAGCAUAUGGCGAGCGAGAUAUUCAUCUUGUCAUCUUCCGUACACCCCCUGAAGAAGGCAGUGAUUGUUCAACUGCCAUAUUACUACGUUGACCUUGAGCAUAACGAGCUCAAUGUCAAGGGCAGAUGGAAGGACGAGGCGGAAUGGGUAGACGUUGGUUUCCUCAAGAAGGAGGACAGCAGCAUGCCGUCUGUCGAGCUUGAGAUCGCCCGUCUGGGGGUGUUUGUCGUCACCUUCACCCCCAAGAGAGAGAUGUUCCCGGUGUCCCCCCAGGGCUGCCUGUACAACGCCAGGCUCAACAGACACAUCAGUGUCAGGUUCCCCAAGAAGUCCAUCGACACCAGCAUGCAUUGUUCCAUACAGAUAACGCCGAUACCAUCUGACAAAUUAGCAUUUUCGAAAAAAAACUUCCCCGUGGACUGUGGUGAGCUGUUGACAGCCACUGAGUUCGUGGACAUCACGACCACACUCCCGUGCAACUUCCGGCGGCCAGUCACAGUCAAACUUCCGCUUCCGGCCGGUGUUGAGGUCGAGAAUGACAACGGUACCGACAUCGCCGUGGUGGUAAAGACGGACAAUGGCUGGAGCGUUGUGGACAGCAACUACAAGUUCUCCCGAACAACCGUCUCCUGUGAUGUCAAAACACUGUCAAGAUUCUGUGUGUGUCAGUCUAAACCAGACCGGAAGCAGAAAAUGAAGGACGCCAUCCCAAUUUUGGAUGGACGCAGUAAUAAAGAAAAAGGGGAAGUAACCGUGUUCUUAUCUCUCAAAGAUAAGUCAUGGAUGGGUGUCAUAGAAUGUUUCCCAGAAUUCAAAACGGAAGUGAGAGCCAGCGCCCGGUCGUCGGUCGGAUUCCGGCAUAUAGCGAAACAGGAACUCCCCAAAGAACCAGAACAGAGGUUUACCUCCAGAAGGCGACCCCCGCCGCCUCAGCAGCCCCAGGCAAAGGAGCCAGAAGGAUUUGAGAUCUACGAUGGCUGUAAGUGGGAGGUUGAAGUCACGGGGGAUGUGCGAGUGAGCGGAGAGAGUGACUAUUUUGAUAAUAAUCAACUGCAAUUCUUUAGGAACCUACCCGAGAGUUAUAGAAGGUUUGUAAUAGAACCACGAACUAACGAGGAGCGGGCUUUGCAAGGUGUUAUAAACUUGGUCCCUGUUGGUAUCGAGGAGCAGAAGGCUCGGGAACGUUUGUCCUUCACAUUCAAGUUUGAACUGGAUGAGGAAAAGGUCAAGGCCUAUUUCAAACCAGAUGAACCGGAACCGGAACCUGAGCCAGAGAAACCAACUGUUACCUUUGACCUUCCGUUGGAACCAAUCAAGGAAGAGCGACCCCCACCUCCAGUGAAAGUGCGAACCUUCUCAGCCAGUGCUCUCGAGAGGUUGACGCGACCAAUACGACCCAACAAGAUCCCCGAAAAGGAGUCACGUGUCCUGACCGGAAGAAGCUUGAUGAACAUCGCACGUGUUGUACCCGAAGGACUUACUCUGGCCGUUCACCUUGACCUUCCAGACAGCACCAUCACUGGUCUUGGAUUCGACGCCAUCAGUAACGGCCUUGGCAUGGCCGACGUCACAUACAAAAUUUUACUGUACUGGAAGCGACGCCUGAAAGACAAACGCAACGGCGCUGUGGCGGAGUUGACCGAAGCUCUUCGGGACAUGGGGAGACCCGAAGUCGCGGACACAGUUCAAGAGAUGCACGAUAAGAACAAGGAAAUAGGACCUGACUGCUUCCACCUCAUCAUGUAGUGACGUCAUUAAGGGGAAAUAAUCAAUCGGGUAGUCUCCAUACAGGGUCUUUAGGAGUUAGGAAACCAGUCCUAAAAAAGAAAACGUAGAGCGGAAUUUGGUAUUAUGGAUCGUCAACGCAAAUUCCAGACUGGAUUAAAACUUCGAAAUGACGUCAUCAGAAAAGGGAGAUAAUAAGUUAUUCAUCGGGUCGUAUCCACCCAAGACAGAUUGCAUCAUGAUCGUCCCAUGAAAUUAGUAAAUCGGUGAAUACGGUUAUUGCCAGACGCAACUACAUAACUUGAGUUUGUAUAUUUUACAAAGUACCUCUGGGAUUACUUAAUUUAAGGGACAGUUUAGCCUAAUUAAUUGGCAGAUUAGCAUUGAAGCUGUGCUUAGUACAAGAAAGCUUUUCAUGUGGCAUGUUAUGUCUGGCUUUCUAAUCAGCAGACGGGGGACAUUUCAAGGCAUUUCUGAACUGUACACAGUACACUUCCAUUCUUAUAUUACGUCCAGAAAAAAAUAAUCGUUUGUCAUCUGCUAAGAAUCAUAAGCACUGGCCCGAUUGUGUGGAUCUCCGAGAGUGUUUGUGUGAAUUUAGGAGCAGUCAGUUUCGCUUCGGCAUAUGUCUCUUAUUGUCUGUAAUUUCUUUCAAUGCUCAUCCAAAUCUGAGUGUAGUUUACAGAUAUGUCUUGUCCAUACAAAAUUGUAUUGUUGUGAAACAACACCAAAGAAUAGAUACCACGUGGUUGGUUGAAUACGGCUCCCAGUCCUUCGUUGCGCCAGGUUUGUCAUGUCACAGUGAUGCAUCGUACACAUUGUUUAACAGAUGUCAUUAUUAGUUAUCCAAUAUUAUGUCAACUGUUAACCAUUUUCCCGGUGGUACUUGUGGCCCAGUCGUCUAAGGCGCCUCAAUUCGUUGUGCAGAGUUGCGUCCCUUGGGCAUGCCAGAAACCUAUAAUUGGGGGCACGAAUCCUGGUUCGCCCCGAUUAUGUUUCUAGGUUUGUCAGCACCAUACCCGUGCUCGUGGGUUUCACCGAAGUGGUAAAUGUCUGAGACCUGCAUCACUUCGGGCUUUCCUCCCACAUUAAGGUGACACGCCGUGAUAUAACUUGAAUAAUGUUAAAAGCGGCGUUAAACCCAACUCACUCACUCACUAUAAUGUAUAUGUGCAUCAGCCCUUGUGAUAAACUGUCGUGUGUCAUUUUUAUUGAUGUGCUUGUGAUAUAUGUAUCAAUCUGUGAUAAAACUGUGAAAAGAUAAUUCCUCAUCAAAGCAAUAACUUAUACUUAUAGCUUAUACUGGCUCUCGUCAGUCAUAGCAUCUUGCAGUAAGUAAAUUGUUGGGCUGCAAGCUGGUUAUACGUUCGCUGCUCGCGCCGGCGUCCUUGUGAUUCUGGGUUCGAAUCCCAGAUUGGUAAUGCAUAUGAUCCUCUGUAUGUCAUCACCAUACUAAUGCUGACUGGAGAUCGCCUUCGACCUGAGUUACUUACUGAGUUCGUCCAUCAUUCAUCUUCCCGAGGCAAGAAAGUUUACUGACAAUAAAACUCCAAUUUCCACCCUUGCCGAACUAGGCUGGUAUUAUGGUUACAUUUUGGCUGGACUAACGGGUCUAUGCAUAGUCCAAUCAAAAUCGCGCACCGAAAUCGAAAUCCGGUUUGUAAACUGUCGUGC
This is a messenger RNA of Haliotis rufescens (red abalone), 4294 nucleotides long. RefSeq lists its product as uncharacterized. Gene Ontology annotation, molecular function: protein binding. Lineage: Eukaryota; Metazoa; Mollusca; Gastropoda; Lepetellida; Haliotidae. The transcript is spliced from 7 exons. Gene Ontology annotation, biological process: signal transduction. The record is from RefSeq and is a predicted model, not a curated record. The coding region runs from base 620 to 2641 and encodes 673 amino acids.